AUGUUCAGCAAUCUCAAUCCCUUCUCAUCUCCCUCCACCACUACCGAAGUCACCGAACUUCGCAUCUAUCCCAUAAAGUCCUGUCGUGGUAUCUCCAUCAAAUCCUCCUCCCUCACCACUCAUGGACUCGAGUUCGAUCGACGCUGGAUGUUCGUCUCUGGUGAUGACCACAAAUUUAUUACCAUCCGCGACAUUUCUGACAUGACCUUAAUUGACACUGCCUUUACCACGGUCAAAUCUGCCUCCAAUUCCAGCGAUGAAGAUGUCAAAUACCUAGUCAUCAGCAUCAGGAAUACGGACAAGAAAGUCAUGAUCCCCGCGCGACCUACAGAACAGUGGCUGGAAGAAAACACAAACUUGGCACAAGUGGAAAUCUGGAAGUACAAGACAGAUGGAUAUUUAUACAAGGAUGAGAUAAACCAAAUCUUCAGCGAAUUCUUCAAGAAAGAUGUGAAGCUAGUAUAUAAGGGACCAACUCCGAGAAUUUUGAGGGGUAAUGGAGCACCCGAGAUACUUGGUAGAGAGGAGAGCACAAACUUUCCAGAUGUUAUGUCCGUUUUGAUCGCAAAUGAAGCUUCCCUUCAAGAGUUAAACCACAGACUAGCUGAGAAAGGCGCGGAAGAAAUUACAAUAGAAAGAUUCAGACCAAAUAUCAUUGUGAGGGGUAAAGACGCGAGUAAUAAAGAUGACACAGCACCAGCCGCAUGGACAGAGGAUGAAUGGAAAAGAGUCCGAAUAAUCAACAAGCCCAACUCUGGAUUUCUGUCCACGAUGACACUGGGCUCAAAUGGGAUAGAUAUCGAUGUACAGGCUCGCUGUGCAAGAUGUCUAGUUCCAAAUGUGAACCCAGAGACCGCGGAAAAGGAUCAGCAUGAACCUUGGGAUACCUUAGUGAGCUAUAGACGUGUAGAUGAAGGCAUCAAGUUUAAGCCGUGCUUUGGAAUGUUGAGUGUGCCUAGAUCCGAUGGACCUAUUGCUGUAGGGAUGAAAUUUGAGGUUCUGGAAACCACGGAAAAUCACAAAUAUAUGAAGUGA
Molecule: messenger RNA, 1035 nt
Organism: Sclerotinia sclerotiorum 1980 UF-70
Lineage: Eukaryota; Fungi; Ascomycota; Leotiomycetes; Helotiales; Sclerotiniaceae
Exons: 1
Coding region: 1-1035 (344 amino acids)
Molecular function (GO): molybdenum ion binding; catalytic activity; pyridoxal phosphate binding
Source: RefSeq, a predicted model, not a curated record